CGCCCCACCCCGCCCCCCCACCUCCUUCACCCGCAGCACGCGGCCACCGCCACCUUUACCCCUCCACGCCGCCGCCGCCGUCCGUCCGUCGCCUUCCGCCGCGUGUCUCAAGCGGGCGACAAAAAUUCGAUCGAUCGACUGAGCCGCCAACCCGGUGUACGAUGCUGGGAGACGCGGGCGACGUGCUCGAGGGGCUGUGCAAGGGCGCCGUGCCCGCGGGGCUGCUGCUCGUGCUCCUGCCCGCCGCCGCGCUGCUGCUGCUGUCGCGCGCGGCCCCGGCCCAGGCGGCGCACGAGUUCCCGGCCAUGCGGGCCGCGCAGUUCGACAUCCACGGGCAGCAGCACGGCUCGCGGAACGCGAUCGUGAACGCUGAGGCGCGCUCGGGCGACGCCGACGGGCUGUCCCGCCGCUGCGUGCUGCUGCGCCUCUCGGAGCUGUCGCUGCACACGCUGCGACACGCGCUCGCGCAAGCCGCGGCCGCCAUCGUCAUCCUGCUGCCGCCCGACCUCGGCAGCCUCCCCGGCGAUGCGCUCGAGCGGCUGCGGGAGGUGGAGCCGGAGCUGCUGAUGAUGGAGACGGCAGUGCCGGUGUACCUGGCGCAGGAGGACGAGGAGCUCCUCUCCAUCCACGAGCAGCUCCACGCCGCCUCCACCGCCCUGCAGCACGCCUCCGCCGCGCAGGUCAUGCUGAGCACGGCGACAGCCAACGGCUUCCAGAUGGUGGCAAGCGGAGGCCAAAGCAAGGCCCUUCCAGACUGGCCAAUCGCCAGCAUCGAGGGCCGGCUGCCUGGUAUGGGGGGAGACGAUUUGCCGACCAUCGUGAUUGUGGCUCAUUACGACUCGCUGGGACUCGCUCCGUGGCUGUCAUUUGGCGCGGACUCCAACGGGAGCGGAGUGGCGGCGCUGCUGGAGUUGGCGCGGCUCUUCUCCAAGCUCUACACACACAAGCGCACGCACGCCGCGUACAACCUCCUGUUCUUCCUGUCGGGCGGCGGGAAGUUCGGAUACCAGGGAACCAAGCGCUGGCUCGAGGACAACCUAGACCACACGGAUGCGAGCUGGCUACAGGACAGCGUGGCGUUCGUGCUGUGCCUCGACACGCUGGGCAGCGGGGAUAGCCUCCACCUGCACGUGUCGAAGCCCCCCAAGGAGGGCACCCCCCCCUACGCCUUCCUCAAGGAGCUCGAAUACGUGGCGGCGAGCCAGCACCCGUCGCUGCGCUUCUCCAUGCUGCACAAGAAGAUCAACCUGGCGGAGGAGACGCUGGCGUGGGAGCACGAGCGCUUCGGCAUCCGCCGCCUGCCCGCGUUCACGGCCUCGCGCCUCGACACGCACCGCCGGCCCGAGCGCACCACCAUCGCCGACGUCGGGUCCCAGGUGGACAUCACGAAGCUGAGUCGGAACGUGAAGAUCCUGGGCGAGGCGCUGGCGCGGUACAUCUACAACCUCACGGGGAAGGGCACGACAGGAGAGUUUGAGGUGUUCUCAGAGCAACUGCGCCUGCAGGAGGAGCAGAUGGGCGCCAUGCUGGACUGGCUGGCUUCGCAGCCACGCGCCGCUCCGCUCGUGGGGCCGGACCACGCGCUCGUGACGACACUCGAGCACCACAUGGGGCGCUACCUCAAGGAUGUCCGCACGCACAACGUGCGCGCCGACAAGAGAGAACCAGAGUUCCUCUUUUAUGAUCAGCUGAAGCAGACGAUGAAUGCCUAUCGAGUGAAGCCUGCAAUUUUUGACCUGAUCUUGGCAGUUGGGAUUGCGGCCUACCUGGGCGUGGUGUACCUGGCUAUACAGAACUUCGGGCUGCUCUACGAGACCAUGCGAAGGCUCAACGCUAAGCCAAAGCUGCAGUGAGCAGCAGCAAUCACACACACAUCCUCGCACACACACGCACAGAGACAAUACCCAAUAUAGGCACACAGACUGUUUGGGGCAAGUGCUGUUAGCGAGCACC
Petromyzon marinus (sea lamprey) is the source of this 1953-nucleotide messenger RNA. The record is from RefSeq and is a predicted model, not a curated record. Lineage: Eukaryota; Metazoa; Chordata; Hyperoartia; Petromyzontiformes; Petromyzontidae.